Molecule: messenger RNA, 1153 nt
Organism: Alnus glutinosa
Lineage: Eukaryota; Viridiplantae; Streptophyta; Magnoliopsida; Fagales; Betulaceae
Exons: 5
Coding region: 122-763 (213 amino acids)
Source: RefSeq, a predicted model, not a curated record
AAAAUCAUGUGCAUCAUACCGAAUAUUAUAUAUAUGGAUUUUGUUGUAUCAAAAUUUUGAAACUUUUCUUCAGUUAGUGAUCGGUUGUUGCUGGGUUUGUUGUGGGAUAUUGAUUUUUGUGAUGGAGGGUAGUCUUGCUGAAGAGCUUUACUCAGAAAGUUUGAAGCUAUCAAAGAUAGACUUGGGUUCUUCUUCAACUGCCAUUGAUUGUGAUGGGGAUGACUUGCAGCAUGAUGAUGGAGCUGCUAUAUGGGAUAGUUCUGGAGAUGAAUUGGAUGAAUCAUUUGAAUUGGACAGAGAAUGGCAGAGGAGACGUGACCAAUAUCAUACACAUGGAUAUCGUGAAGGCAUCUCUGCAGGAAAAGAAGCUUCUGCUCAGGAAGGAUUUAAUGUUGGCUUUAAGCAAUCAGUCCUUGUUGGGUACAACUGGGGUGUUGUAAGAGGUGUUACCAGUGCACUGGCUUCCCUUCCAGAUGGGUUAAAAGAAAAGUUAAUUGAAACACAAGAAAAGAGAGAUGAAUUCAAGGUCUUGUAUGAAUCUGUUCAUUCUCUUUCAGCGGUGGACGCUCUUCGGUUGUUUAAUGAUGAUAUCGUGGCAAAAAAAGCUCUGGAACAAAGCGAAAAUGCUGAGGAUAGUUCUCAUGUUGCCUGUACGCAAGAGCAAAGGUCAGACUGCAGUCGUCUAGAAAAUUACGUCGGAGAGCUCCAAGCACUUCUUUCAGAAUCUCCGGCACUCAAAGUACAUUUUCCUGUAGAAAAGUAGACAGGGUUGUGACUUCUGUACAAUUAGUCACUGUAUUUAGAUUUGGAAAUAGUGGCUUGUAUUACAAAAUACUUUUUUGUAUUACAAAAUACAAAAGCACAGAAUCAUGCAGGCGGCUAUGUAUUUUAACAAGGUUCUAAGUGUAAGUAGCUUACUAGUUUGUUUUAAGAUGUUUCAUUUACCCUAGUGUAUGGGGGAGCGCCUCUACAUGACCUAUGCAGUUGAGAUGCUGGCAUAAACUUCUCCUGAAGCCUGUCGAGACUGAACUUUUAUGGUUAUCAUCAGUAUUCACUAUUCAUGUCCAUGAUUUAUUACAAGUUUAAUCUCAGGCUCUGGAUAUUGAAGCAGUUAUGAUGUCAUUUAGAAGUAUUUUUGUGCUAUUUUGUUUAA